Messenger RNA from Cyanidioschyzon merolae strain 10D, 984 nucleotides. RefSeq lists its product as hypothetical. Gene Ontology annotation, molecular function: 3'-5'-RNA exonuclease activity. The coding region runs from base 1 to 984 and encodes 327 amino acids. The record is from RefSeq and is a predicted model, not a curated record. Lineage: Eukaryota; Rhodophyta; Bangiophyceae; Cyanidiales; Cyanidiaceae. The transcript has a single exon.
AUGGCGAGCCAACAGCAGCACGCGCAUGACGCCGCCUUUACACUGAGAGGUCACCCAAAACCUCUACAGUUCAGUAUCGUUACUUUCAAUCUACUGGCUCCGUGUUACGCUGUGCGUCCGCCAGCGCUCUGUGAGCGUUCUCAGAACAGCGGGUGCAGUGGAGGGAGCCCGGAGUGGUCGCAGCCGCAACGCUGGCAGCAGAGAGCAGAAAGAACGUGCACGUUCCUCGCGGACGGCACUUGCACAGUCCAACAGCGCGAGGAUGGCAUUCGUGAGCAACCAAAACUCAUAGGAGACAUCAUUUGUCUCCAAGAGUACCUGUUCGAACCUGCGUAUGAGGAGAUCUUUCAAACGCGGUUUCCCGCGGAGACCUUUCGCUGGAUCAAAGCGAAGCGUCCUGGUAGCAAACGAGACGGUCUGGCGGUAUUUUUUCGGCGCACAGACUUUCAUGUAGAAAAGUGGCGAUGCUUCACUUUGACCCCACUCGGUGACCGUAUCGGCCUGCUGGUGCACCUUCGACCCACGUGGGCCCCGCAUAUGCAUCUUCUUGUCCUGAAUGUACAUCUGACGUAUCCACAUCAUAUCUGGGACAACGCUCUGCGGAAGCACCAGGUUCGAACUGUGCAUCAUAUGACGGCACAGGCUCGUGAGGAGAUUCCUCCUUGCCAUCGAGUCGUUGUGCUCUGUGGCGACUGGAAUACCCUCGGUGCUGAGGAUCCCGUUCUUCGCUACCUGGAGUCCAAUAUGUACGUCCGCUGCCGCUUACCUCAGCGCUCUGUGACGCACCUGACGCACGACGGUAAGCAGAUCUGUUGCGAUCAUGUUUUUUUGGACUGGGCCUCGGAGAAGAUCUUUCAAAGUGCUCAGUUAUUGCCGCCUGAAUUGGAAGCGGAUCAGUGGCCGGAUAUUGAGCGCUAUGAUCUGUCGGAUCAUCGUCCGGUGCGCGUUCUGCUCAGACUCGAGACAGAGCGCAGUGCGUUGUGA